GGGCCAUGGUGCCAAGCCACUUGUGGGGGAGACUGGAGAAGCCGUUUAUCUUCCUGUGCUGUGCCUCCUUCCUCCUGGGAUUGGCCUUGCUGGGAAUACAGCCGGACUUUGCCCCAGUUUCUUAUUUCUUUCUCGCCUUGGGUGGCUUCUUCCUGUUAGCCUGCCUCCUAGCCUGUUUUCUGGAAUGGGUGGUUGGGCUCCCAUUCCAGCAGCAAUCAAUGCAGUCAGAAAACCCAAGGGCCUCAGGCCAUGGACGGGUCAAUGAAGCCUUUGAGGUGCCAGCCUAUGAAGAGGCUACCGAGGUGUUCAGAUCACAGCACCAUCCCCAAGAGGUGGAUCAACCACCCCCCUACAGCAGUGUUGCACUCCCCCCAGUACCUGAGGAGGGACAGCAUAGCCACCCAGGCGGGCCUGAGAGAGCCAGACUGGAAAGGCGAGUGGGCUCAGAGGGAUCUUUGGCCCAGGAAGCAAGCCCCGGAAGAACUCCAGUCAGCCAUCAGCUUCGGGGACCACGGACCGUGUCCACUGCUCCUGAUCUGCGAAACUUGGAGGCAGGCCCCAACCUGGAGCCUCUUACUCCACCUCCUGCCUAUGAUGUCUGCUUUGGUCAGCCAGAUGAUGAUAAUAGUUUCCUCUGAAGGCAACCGGACAACGCUCCCCUAAACAGCUCUGGCAGGUUUCAUUUUCUCUCCACACCAGAACCACUCAUGCAUUUGACCAUUUCCCAGUGCCUCCUAUGCCCUGUUUCUGCCUGGACAUUAUAAAUGUACUUGGACCCAGAGGGGAAUAAGGCUAUAGAACGCAUUUCCCCGCUGAGAUGUAGGUGGUGUAAUUUUAGUGGUCAAUGUUCAGUGCCAUAAGCCAGUAUUUCCAGAGUGAGAUUGAAGGUGAGGUAGGAGGUGAUCCAGAGA
Otolemur garnettii (small-eared galago) is the source of this 911-nucleotide messenger RNA. It is a transcript of the gene TMEM139, whose product is annotated as transmembrane protein 139. The transcript has 2 exons. The coding region runs from base 6 to 638 and encodes 210 amino acids. Lineage: Eukaryota; Metazoa; Chordata; Mammalia; Primates; Galagidae. The record is from RefSeq and is a predicted model, not a curated record.